UCGACAUGAAAUUACUUGUGAAUAUGCUUAUUUUCCUCUCAUUUUCGCAAUUAGUUUUUGCUACUAUGGCUGAAAUGCGAAGGAAAUCGCACACUGAAGAAUUCGAAGGAAUGUCAGCUUUGUUCAGAGCCAUGUCUUCCUCGCCAAACGAUGGAUACACCUACAAUUGGAGCGUAGUGUCCUUUUCAACUGAUGACCAACCAGAUUCAGGAUUAAAUUGCACUGUUUUGUAUCUGGAUCAGUGCACGUCUUGGAAUAGAUGCCGCCAGACAUGCCUCAAAACGGGAGCUACCAGCUACAGAUGGUUUCAUGAUGGUUGCUGCGAAUGCGUGGGCGAACAUUGCAUGAAUUAUGGCAUAAACGAGAGCAGGUGUCGACUGUGUCCUGAACCUGGAUUCGAUGAUGAGGAGGAUUGAGGAGUACU
Messenger RNA from Drosophila rhopaloa, 424 nucleotides. Its product is annotated as protein twisted gastrulation. Gene Ontology annotation, biological process: regulation of BMP signaling pathway. The record is from RefSeq and is a predicted model, not a curated record. The transcript has a single exon. The coding region runs from base 6 to 416 and encodes 136 amino acids. Lineage: Eukaryota; Metazoa; Arthropoda; Insecta; Diptera; Drosophilidae.